AUGCCCGUCGACCCGGCGCACCUCGCCAUGCUCCAGCAGCAGGGCUGGCAGCAGCAGCAGCAGCAGCAGCAGCAGCAACAGCAGCAACAGCAGCAGCAGCUCGCGGCGCUCGCGGGCGCUGGCCAGCUCCCGCACGCGCUCGCGCUCCGCCAGCAGCAGGCGCACGCGGCCGCGCAGGCCCAGACACACGGCACUGGUAGCGGCACUGGCGGCACGGGCAAGAAGAAGAACAAGCGCGGACCCGCAGGCCAGUUGCUCCCCCGACACAUGGCCGCCGCGCAGCCCCCGCACGGCAGCGAAGCGUACGCCAAGAACGCGAUGGCGCCGCCGGGCGUCACGGUGGACAACAUCGAGCCGUGGGCCGACCUCCUCGACGAGCUCGACCCCCGCGAGCUGGCGAUGGGCCGGUUUAGGACACGGCAUGAGAUUAUGGCCGAGAUCUUUGGCCCGGAGCCUGUUAACUCAAUACCACACAGCUCCUCUGACCCAUGGGAGGGCCUUGGCGUGAACGGCGAGACACUAGAAGCGAAGGUGCUCUCGCUCGAGAAGAGCAACGCCGAGCUCGAGGCCAACUUUGAGGCCGACCUCGAGGCGUGGCGCAAGCGUCUGGAGGAGGCGAGCGGGCCCGUCGUCGCGGCGUAAAACGGCCUGAGCGGUCGGUGCUGUAGUCUGCUGUAUGUCACGAGUGUAGCGAUG
Molecule: messenger RNA, 696 nt
Organism: Vanrija pseudolonga
Lineage: Eukaryota; Fungi; Basidiomycota; Tremellomycetes; Trichosporonales; Trichosporonaceae
Exons: 4
Coding region: 1-642 (213 amino acids)
Source: RefSeq, a predicted model, not a curated record